AUGUUCAUUCAUUCAUUCAUACUGAAUGAUUUUUUUUCAUUUCUAUCUUGUUUCUUUCCUGCUUCUAUUGUUUUUAUUAUUUUAUCUUUUGUUAUUUAUAAUUGUCUUUCUCUAACCCAUACAGAUUUCUUUUUGUUUCUAUUGCAUACUUAUCUUCCUUUAUCCCUUCUUUCCUUUAUCUCUCCCUCUCCAUUUCAUGCCUUCCACCGUUUCUUUCUUCUUUCUUUGUAUUCUAAACUUUCUUUCCUUCCUUUGGUUUCUCCUCUAACCCUCCCUUCUUUCCUUUCUUGCUUCCUUCCCAUAUCCCCUCCUUCCUUUAUUUCUCCCUUAUCACUUUAUUCCUUCUUCCCUGCAUUCUAUCUAUCUAUCUAUCUAUCUAUCUAUCUCUUUCUUUCUUCCUUCCUUCCUCUCCUUCCUUCCUUCCUUUCUUCCUUCCUUCCUCUCUUCUCCUUCCUUCCUUCCUUCCUUCCUUCCUCAGUUCCUCUCACUCUUCCUUACUUCCUGUAUAAUUUUUAUUUCUAA
Acanthosepion pharaonis is the source of this 522-nucleotide messenger RNA. The record is from the annotation of a GenBank genome assembly. Lineage: Eukaryota; Metazoa; Mollusca; Cephalopoda; Sepiida; Sepiidae.